UCUGUAGCAUACCUUGUAUUCUGUACAAUCCAUGUUAGUCACUGGCCUUAUGCAGGCAUCCGUAACAAUUACUUAACAUCGCAAUAAUGCACAAAUGAAAAAUGCUUUAUUUAGUGCUCUACAAUGUUGAGCAUUCCUAAUUCAAAAGAACUUACUUGCUCAUUAAGUAUCAUUUAAAGUUCAUUGCUACACACUAUGUAAGUUUAAAAUUUCUCUUAUCCCAUGAUCUUCAUACCCAUGUGUUUAAUAUUUAGUUUGUCCUCCAUUAGAUUCAGACAUUGCCAAAAGAAGAAGAUGAAGGAUCUGGCUGUAUUUUUCUUUGGCUGUGAGAGGACUGUCUUGACAUUCAAAUGGGGCUCUUGGAUGAAAAAUUGACACAACCUAGAAGUGUUCAUAACCAGCACACUCAAAAUUUACAGAGUGGUCUGCGAGAAGUAAUUACCAUGUUGCCUUCAAUUACCUGGACUCCAUCCAUGCUAUAGAUCCACAUGAUGAAUUAUAUUUGUUCUGCCUGCACUUUUAAAUGGUUCCUAUUCUCUACAAGUGCUCAGAUGUUUUCAGAACAGACAUCCUUUGUCAUCUGAGCAUUGUGUGUAAAGCCCAACAUAUUUAGAUUGGGGGUCAGAUGAAUACCUACAGUGUGGACAGGAUUCUAGACCAGGUAUCUGAUUUGUCUUUUUUCCCUUUUUGGAGUUCCACAGUUAUCUUACUUUAAAUAGUGCAUUACAUUUGAGCAUGCCAUGCUAACACACAAAGGCUCUGUUUCUGUGACUGGCACAUCUGACAGAUGGGCACCAAGCUAGCAAGGCCAGUGACAUUAACGCAAAGGACCGCUGUGAUAUAGUAGCCUAGUUGUAUUUUUUCCCAUAUUGCCACCUUGUGUGAAAUCUACUGCUUGCUAACCAGGAAUGAGUUACAGUGCAGUUGCUUGAGGUUCUUCACAUCUAAAAUUAUAAAACAUCCUGGCUACUUUAACAUCUCCAUUACAACAACAUGGUGGAAUACUAAUAAAUUAGCAUAUUAUGACAUGAACCCCUUUUUAUAUAUACCUAUAUGGCUUAAACCAGAUUUCUUAAUUAACAAAUAACUUUUUUCUAGAAUCGGAGAGAAAAGGGAAGCACACAUUUGCAUUGUCUGUUCAUUAACAGAAAAAUAUGACCUUUCAACAAUUGAAACAUAGAGACUCAGUUGAAUUCGGUAAAAUUCCCAUCUUUGUCGAUAGGCAGCGCUAUUGCUUCUUCAUAGUAAAAAAACGCCUCUUAAAAGCGUAUGCCUUACUUCUGUAUGUAAUCGGAGAAGUGGCCAGAAGUUAACCAGUAGAGUUACUGACACUAUAUUUCAGUGAAUUUUAAAGUAACGUAUUUAAAUGAAGAAUAACACAGGCCUAGCUGAAACCCCACAGUAACUACGUGUUGCAUCAUUCUCUUUUUCCAGGGUUUUUCUAGUUCCUGGUUUUUCAGCUGGCCGUAAGUCGUAAUGUAGUUCUCCUCAAGAGAAGGCAUUUUAGUUUUUACAGGUUAUACCCAGUCGUUUACUAACAUAUAACAGCCGCGAAAGGAAAUAGAAGAAGAAAAAAAACUUGAGGGUUUGUAGGUAGUGGACGUAUCUUGGGAUUUAAAAUGUCAAGAGUCUUGUUGAUGGCAAUGAUUUUUUUAAACAUAAGGAUUUGUUUGAAUUUCAAUUUGGGAUCAGAAGAUGAGCCGCCAGCGUCGACUGUGUGGCAGACUGUCCGCUCUUCUGUUACGCGUUUAGCCGAGGACGCGCAUGGUUACCUGGUGUCUUUAAUCGGCAAGCAAGCGGUCGACAUAUUGAUACAGACCGUACGGGAUGCUGUCAAAGUGACAUCGGAGGCCGUGGCUAAUGCUUUGAAUGUGGCGGGCGGAUACAUGUCUGAAAUUCUUGCCACAGCUGGAAUCGAUGCCAAUCUGCCUGCAAGUCGCGUCACCGCUGAUGGUGUGAUUAUCGUCCUUCGGUGGGCUUUGCUGGCACUGGUCUGCUACUGGAUUCUGUCCUUGGCAGUCAGCUUGCUUGCUGGGGUGCUGAAGGUCCUGUGGGACACACCAGGAAGCUGGAGU
This is a messenger RNA of Electrophorus electricus (electric eel), 2075 nucleotides long. RefSeq names its product transmembrane protein 109 (gene tmem109). NCBI's taxonomy places the organism in Eukaryota, Metazoa, Chordata, Actinopteri, Gymnotiformes, Gymnotidae. Gene Ontology annotation, biological process: intrinsic apoptotic signaling pathway in response to DNA damage by p53 class mediator; cellular response to gamma radiation. The record is from RefSeq and is a predicted model, not a curated record.